AACGAUUGCGUUGACGACAGCUUCCGUUUUAUACAAGUUUGAAAAUCGAGCUUUAAAAGUCUGUAGACUCGUAUAAUUACGAUAAGUUCAAAUAUGGCUUUCAAUUUUCAUGCAAAUCAGUUUGAAAAAACUUUCCAUCCAGUGUCCCUUCAAAACUGGCAAAUUCCAAACGAAUUUGGAAGGAUGCCACGUAGAAGGGCAGGCACCACAGAAAUUAUUGCCAGUAACCGGGGACACCUUUCUACUGGAGUCCCAAGGUCAAGGAUAUCACCAUGGGGAACCUUUGUGGGAACAUGGGAUAUGCCUAACAAACUGCCAGGAAUCCAAAUGACGAACUUCACGGCGAGGUCAGAAAAUGCUAUGGAGAAACUGCUCCGCUGCAAGACCGAAGGAGAUUUAAUUCUCAGUGGAAAACUGAAAAAGUCUAGGGUACCACAACCACUGCCAAUCAGACCUGACAUUGAGGCUGGACAAACCGGAGACCUUUUGCCACAAAGGUCGCCGUCAACAGUAAAAUCGGGAUCGGGGGUGCGCUCUGGGGCGAGAAACCCGACACCAAAGCCCGACUGCACGCAGCCUGACACGGUUGACAACCUGCAUUGGCCGUGCCCCGACAACGUGCCGUGCGAGGAGCACGGGUCCGGGUCCAGACAACAGAGACGCGACCUGGAGGCCAGGGACAACCUGGCCGUCAGUCCGAGCCAACAGGAACCGAAUACUCAAUCGCUCCAGCAAGCCUCCGAACCGGAAAUCGGCCGAUUGGUGAAGACUCCUGAUGGCGUAGAGUGGCCUUUGAAAACGACUCUUGAAUCUUAAAGUAUACCAGUUUACAGACUCUAUCAUUAGAAUUCUGCAAACGACUGUUGAAUCUUAAAGUAUACAUACCUGUUUACGGAUUCUAUAAUCAGAAUUUGGGUUUUUUUGUAACAUUUUUUACAAAAAUGUUUUAAGGAAUGAAUUUUUGAAAACUUGUCUUUAAGAUUUAGGAUAUUUAAAAAGAAACAUAUUAUUAAAAUUUAGGGCAUUGUGCUAGACAGAUGAGGUUUUUUUUAAUAGAAAAUAGCAAUAAGACGGGGAUUCCCCCCCCCCCCCCCCCCCCCCCC
Molecule: messenger RNA, 1103 nt
Organism: Gigantopelta aegis
Lineage: Eukaryota; Metazoa; Mollusca; Gastropoda; Neomphalida; Peltospiridae
Product: protein Flattop homolog
Exons: 5
Coding region: 94-816 (240 amino acids)
Biological process (GO): cilium organization
Cellular component (GO): ciliary basal body
Source: RefSeq, a predicted model, not a curated record